GGCCCGCCGAGCGGCCAUGGACGCCGGGCUGCCGGGCCCCCGGAGAGCCGAGGCCCCCGGGCUGCCAGCGCCGCUGACACCGCCUCGGACGAUGUGAGCCGGCGCCGCGGCCGCUGCUUCGCGGGCAGGGCGCGCGGUCCCACCGGCCCCGGCCGCCGCUCUCGUAAAUUGGGGUGCAGGCAAGCGGGCCAGGCCGCACGGGGUGCGAGGGGACUGGCCUGUCCCUGGGCGGCUAGGUUGGGGGAGGCGACCCCACACUGGGCGCCCUCCCGCUGGGAGGUGGAGGGUGGCUUUAAAUUUUUUUUUUCAAAGCGAGGGGGUUAACUGAUUUUGGCAGCUUGGUUUUGGAAGGACCUUAAAAAAAAAAAAAGCCUGUCGGGGUUCCUUUCUUCGGGGGGAGGGGGCGGUGGUCCCGACUUGGCCGGCCGCCUGUGGGAGGGGAGGCGCAGGCAGCAGCGGGGGGAUGCGAACCCGGCUCCCCCCAUCAUGAUGAAGACGGAGCCGCGGGGGGCCGGGGGUCCCCUCCGGAGCGCCUCCCCGCACCGCAGUGCCUACGAGGCGGGCAUCCAGGCGCUGAAGCCGCCCGACGCGUCCGGGCCAGAUGAAGCCCCCAAGGUGGCCCACCACAAGAAAUAUGGCUCCAACGUCCACCGCAUCAAAAGUAUGUUUCUGCAGAUGGGCACGACGGCGGGGCCGCCGGGGGAGGCGGGCGGCGCGGGCCUGGCCGAGGCCCCGCGGGCGUCCGAGCGCGGCGUGCGCCUGUCGCUGCCGCGGGCCAGCAGCCUCAACGAGAACGUGGACCACAGCGCCCUGCUCAAGCUGGGCACCAGCGUGUCGGAGCGUGUGAGCCGCUUCGACUCCAAGCCCGCGCCCUCGGCGCAGCCCGCACCGCCGCCGCACCCGCCGUCCCGGCUGCAGGAGACGCGGAAGCUGUUCGAGCGUAGCGCCCCGGCGGCCGCAGGCGGCGACAAGGAGGCCGCUGCGCGCAGGCUGCUGAGGCAGGAGCGCGCCGGCCUGCAGGACCGGAAGCUGGACGUCGUGGUCCGCUUCAACGGCAGCACUGAGGCUCUGGACAAGCUAGACGCCGAUGCCGUGUCGCCCACGGUCAGCCAACUCAGCGCCGUCUUCGAAAAGGCCGAUUCGAGGACCGGCCUCCACCGAGGACCUGGUCCCUCCAGGGCCGCCGCAGCAGGGGUGCCCCAGGUCAACUCCAAGCUGGUCAGUAAGCGGUCCCGCGUGUUUCAGCCACCCGGGCCCGCACCCACGCCCUCGCCCCAGCCGCCGCCCCCGCCAUCUGCCCCGUCGGGGGAGGCCCCGUCUGACAAGGAGCGCGGCCCCGGGGGGCAGCAGCCACCACAGCACCGCGUGGCUCCCGCCCGGCCGCCCCCCAAGCCCCGGGAGGUGCGCAAGAUCAAGCCGGUGGAAGUAGAGGAGAGCGGGGAGUCGGAGGCCGAAUCGGCACCCGGGGAUGUGAUCCAGGCCGAGGUGACGGUCCAUGCAGCUCUGGAGAAUGGCAGUAGUGUCACGGCGGCCACCACAGCCAGCUCUGCACCCGAAGAGCCCAAGGCCCCAGCUGUGCCCGAGGAUGAGGCUGCGGUGACAGUGGCAGCGCUGGAGAGGGGGGUGGUAGGCCAUGGCCCAGCCCCGGACCUGGCCCCUGCUGCCGAGGAGGCUGAGGAGUCCAGAAAGGAGGACUUCUCAGAGGCGGACUUGGUGGACGUAAGCGCCUACAGUGGGCUCGGGGAGGACUCUGCGGGCAGCGCCCUGGAGGAGGACGACGAAGACGAUGAGGAAGACGGUGAGCCUCCCUAUGAGCCCGAGUCGGGGUGCGUGGAGAUCCCGGGGCUGUCGGAGGAAGAGGACCCAGCCCCGAGCCGAAAGAUCCAUUUCAGCACUGCGCCCAUCCAAGUGUUCAGCACCUACUCCAAUGAAGACUACGAUCGGCGCAACGAGGAUGUGGACCCCAUGGCGGCUUCCGCAGAGUAUGAACUAGAGAAGCGUGUGGAGCGGCUGGAGCUAUUCCCCGUGGAGCUGGAGAAGGACUCCGAAGGCUUGGGCAUCAGCAUCAUUGGCAUGGGGGCUGGGGCUGACAUGGGCCUGGAGAAGCUGGGCAUCUUCGUCAAGACCGUGACUGAGGGUGGUGCGGCCCAUCGGGACGGCAGAAUCCAGGUCAAUGACCUCCUGGUGGAGGUGGAUGGAACCAGCCUGGUGGGCGUGACCCAGAGCUUUGCAGCCUCCGUGCUCCGCAACACCAAGGGCCGCGUUCGGUUUCUGAUUGGCCGGGAACGGCCCGGGGAGCAGAGUGAAGUGGCCCAGCUAAUCCAGCAGACCUUGGAACAGGAGCGAUGGCAGCGGGAGAUGAUGGAGCAGAGAUACGCCCAGUAUGGGGAGGAUGACGAAGAAACAGGGGAGUAUGCCACUGAUGAGGAGGAAGAGCUGAGUCCCACAUUCCCGGGCAGCGAGGUGGCCAUUGAGGUGUUCGAGCUAGCGGAGAACGAGGACGCGCUGUCCCCCGUGGACAUGGAGCCUGAGAAGCUGGUGCACAAGUUCAAGGAGCUGCAGAUCAAACACGCCGUGACUGAGGCAGAAAUCCAGCAGCUCAAGAGAAAGCUGCAGAGCCUGGAGCAGGAGAAGGGCCGCUGGCGGGCAGAGAAGGCCCAGCUGGAGCAGAGCGUGGAGGAGAACAAGGAGCGUAUGGAGAAGCUGGAGGGCUACUGGGGCGAGGCCCAGAGCCUAUGCCAGGCUGUGGACGAGCACCUGCGGGAGACCCAGGCCCAAUACCAGGCCCUGGAGCGCAAGUACAGCAAGGCCAAGCGCCUCAUCAAGGACUACCAGCAGAAGGAAAUCGAGUUCCUGAAGAAGGAGACAGCACAGCGGCGGGUACUGGAGGAGUCAGAGCUGGCAAGGAAGGAGGAAAUGGACAAGCUCCUGGACAAGAUCUCAGAACUGGAAGGCAACCUGCAGACAUUGAGGAAUUCCAAUUCUACUUAACAGGAACUAUAAGUCCUUCCCAUCAUCCUCCCUCCCCUGUCCUCAAUCGCCUACCCAACCCCCUACCAGCCUGGGGACAGGUGCCCCGACUCCCCCAGCCCCCUCCACCCCACCUCCCCCAGCUUCAGGGACCAGAGGGCCUGCAUCACAGGCCUCUUUCAGGUGGCCCCGGGCAGACAGAGGUGGCUAGAAGGGUGGCCUCCUCCGAGGCCCCAUGGGGCUGAGGCCCAGGGGCGUAGCAAGGGAUGCUGAGGGCUGGCCCGGGGAGUGGGUGGACGCAAGGACCUGCAGACCAAACUGCCAGACUUACAACCUCUAGCCUUUGUCUCUGGACUGGAAUGGGGCUGGGGGCUCUCCCAGCAUCUCGCCAACUGGAGGCUGCACCCUGCCUGUGGGGACCCUUGACUCAAGAGCCCACCUCCUUGGCCCUUCCCCAUCCCUCAUCCUCGUGCUGUCUGUUGCGUUCUGACCCUCCUGCCUUGGGGGAGCGGGCGGUGGUGGCGUGGCACCCCCCCCCCUUCCUACUACCUUCCACUUCCUGUCUCGGGAGGGGCAGAGCUCCUAGGCUGGGCCUGACCCUGCACUGAUGUCUCCUGUGCUGUGUCCUAGGGGAGGGGAGGGAGAGUCCGGGACACCUGCUUCGCAGCUCCUUCCCCCCUCCCCGCCUCGGACACCAGCCCCCCAUUGUCCUUGUGCCUCCCUUUCCCAGGUGCCAAAUAGCCAUAAUCUCCUGGAAUGGUUCUGGGGCCUCCCUGGGGUCUGGGUGUCCUGGUCAUGCCUGGGAAUGCCGGGAAGGAGAGGGGGUCAUUUUGGGGUUCUGGGCAGCAGACUUUGGUCUCAGGCCAGGGGGAGUUUUCUCACUGCCCAGGGCCAGCACCUGGAAGCCUUGCCACCAGCUCGGCCUGGCCCACCCCACCCCACACUGUGCUGUAAUGUCCCGGCCAGCCGCAGGGCAGUUUUACUAACUCCUCAUCUUUUUAGAGACCAUGGCUGCCCUGCCUGCAGCAGCCCACUUUCUAAGUAAAACCCACCCUACUUUCCCCUAUUUUAACCCCAAAUUGGGGCUUGGACCAAGGGAGGUGAGACCCCUGCUCCCAGGGCCCCUCCUCUUUCAGAAUCCAUCUCAGUUUGCCACUUUUCUCAUGUCCCUUGUCCCCAAGCCUGGGUUUCUGUUCAUUUAAAAAAAAAAAAGGAAAAAAAAUGUUUGGCUUCUUGUCCCCUGUAAAUACGCCAUGCCAUCUCUCAGUAUUUCUGGCCCCGCCUCCUCGCCCCUCCCCUUGAUGUGCCCCCAUACCCUGGAAGAGCUGGCUGUCUCGGGUGCGGGUGCCGGGCCCCCACGCCCUUCACUGUGGAGGCAAAGGAGGGGGUGGGCCGCGGGCGCCCGGCCGCCUGCGGAGGACCGCGUCUCUGUAUAUAAAUAUAUAUAUGUAUGUAUUGUUUCCGGUUUUGUACGGACCAUGCCCUCUGUCAGGUCGCCCUCAUAAAAGCAGCCCCCAGA
Messenger RNA from Ochotona curzoniae (black-lipped pika), 4489 nucleotides. RefSeq names its product protein phosphatase 1 regulatory subunit 9B (gene PPP1R9B). Gene Ontology annotation, molecular function: actin filament binding. Gene Ontology annotation, cellular component: dendrite; cytoplasm; actin cytoskeleton. Bases 487 to 2991 code for a protein of 834 amino acids. The transcript has 10 exons. Gene Ontology annotation, biological process: neuron projection development; calcium-mediated signaling; actin filament organization. The record is from RefSeq and is a predicted model, not a curated record. Lineage: Eukaryota; Metazoa; Chordata; Mammalia; Lagomorpha; Ochotonidae.